Zingiber officinale is the source of this 1656-nucleotide messenger RNA. Its product is annotated as F-box/WD-40 repeat-containing protein At3g52030-like. The record is from RefSeq and is a predicted model, not a curated record. The transcript has 9 exons. Lineage: Eukaryota; Viridiplantae; Streptophyta; Magnoliopsida; Zingiberales; Zingiberaceae. Bases 44 to 1513 code for a protein of 489 amino acids. Gene Ontology annotation, molecular function: protein binding.
CUCUAGAUGUAUCCCCGCGUGGCUUACAAAAGACCAGAGUCGGAUGGACGCCUCCCACCGCGGCAGGUACAGCGACUUUGAUGCAAGGGCAGGCGGCGGCGGCGGCAAAAGUAACUUGACGAUAGAACCUUCCGGUAGCGAUGGGCACCGCGGCUUCGCCGCAGAGUCACGCGGAAGCGGAGGCAGCGGUGGAAAAAGGAGCUUGACAGGCAGCCGCUCGAUUUACUCUCUCGACGUCGACCUCCUCUGCACGAUCUUUUCCCUUCUCGACCAUUUCGAUCUGGUCCGAUGCUCCGUCGUCUGCAAGGCCUGGUAUCAUGUAGUCUACACAUCUUCAUUGAUGAGAGAUCUAUAUGAAAAGAGGAAUUCAUGUAUUAAACUCACUGCAAAAUCACUUCCACUGGAAAUAUCUACUAAGCUCUAUCUGGGGGAAUUAGCUAUGGAAGAACAUAAACUGUCUUUUCGAAGGGCAUCGGCCAAAGUUGAUCAAUGGAAUGGUCAUCAUACAAGGGUGAACAUAUGUCGGAUGAAGAGAGGAGUUGUCCUAUCUGGAGUUGGAGAUAAGGUUUUGUCUUCAUCUGAAGUUAUGAGUUUACAUGGUUUUAUACUUUUAUUUGAUCAUGUGCUACGUCUGUGGUCUGCAAAAAGCUGCAAAUACAUGGAUGAAUACAUCAUUCCUGAAACUGACAAACUAGUUGAUUAUGAAUUUGAUGAAAACAAGAUUGUAGGUUUGACAAAUAGUAAAUUAUGUAUCUGGAGGCGUCAUGGUCAAAGGGGUAUCUUUCAAUCUCAUGAAGGUGUCUUCACACGUGGAUUAUGUAUGAGUUAUAUUGAUCCAGAAGCAGUCAUAGGUUGUGAAGAUGGUAGAGUUCGUGUCUUUGAUAUGUAUAGUGGGAAGUGUUCUCGAAUUUUCAGGGUUCACUCUGGACCAGUAACUUGCUUAGCUUUGACUGAUGAUCAAUUAAUUAUUGGUGGAUCCACAUUUGGGAAUAUAGCUGUUGUGGAUUUAACAUCAGGAGAAAGGUUGGCGUUUGCAAGAUCCAACUAUUGUCCUACAGGCCUGAAAACCUUGUCAUACAAUAUGAAUUCCCACUUGUUAUUUGCCGGAUCGACUUCUGGCUAUGCUCACUGUUGGGAUAUCAGGACUAUGAGAUCAGUAUGGGAAACUCGAGUUAGUCCUAAUGUUAUCUACACUGUUCAUCACCUGUCAAUUGACACAUCUACAUUGGCUGUUGGGGGACUAGAUGGUGUUCUUCGAAUACUGGACCAGAGAACUGGUGAAAUCCUUUCGAGUUUGGUGAUGGAUGAUGCCGCAAUAUCAAUCAAAUCCGCCAAUGACAAUCAGAAAGUGAGUGAAAAGAAGGCAAGGAGUUUGCCCCAAAACGCCUGCUUAUACAACGUUCCCCGAUCCUUGCGGCCCCCCAUUACAUGUCUGUCUGUAGGGAUGAAGAAGAUUGUCACCACCCACAAUGAGAAGUUCAUUAGGAUUUGGAGAUUCCAGGAUAACAUUUAGGGCACGUUAUAUUUUAUUUUUUAUGAUGUUAGUUAUGUGAUUACUUAGAUAAUCAUAUAAUUAAGAUUAUGUAUAACUUUAGAUAAUCAUAUAAUUAAGAUUAUGUAUCAUAACUUAAACUAAACAAGAUAAUUUAAACUAAA